Symbiodinium sp. CCMP2592 is the source of this 1074-nucleotide messenger RNA. NCBI's taxonomy places the organism in Eukaryota, Dinophyceae, Suessiales, Symbiodiniaceae. The record is from the annotation of a GenBank genome assembly.
AUGCCCCGGUUAGAGAGCCGGAUCGCGGACGAGCCGCGGCAGCUCGAUACGACGGCUGCCACCCAGCUCCGCUCCAUCGAGGAUCGCUUGCGGCAAGCGGAGGAGAAUGCCAGGCGCCAUCGACGGUGUUGCCUCGGAUUGGCCUCGGCGGCAAAGCAAAACAACAAGCCCACAGUGCGGAAUCUAUGCGGAAAGGCGGCCGGCCUCGUGCACGAGGCUUUCACCACCUCUCCGACGAAGCUCUCGACCACUUGGAAGCACUCCUGGGAGAGUCUGGUCGUACAGCUUCCAGCUCGUCCCGUUGCCGGCGCAGCGGCAGAUGACAUGCCGGGCGCCGUAUGCCAGCUGCGGCAAAGUGCGGAAAACAUCGCAAGCUUGCGAGCAGAGAAUGUGCAGAAGGUUGUUUUGACUGAACCAGCGCGAGAUGCCGAAGGGCAAGUGAAAGCAUUGCAGGCAAAGUCUCAAGCAAAGCACGGGAGAUUGGCGAGAGGGAGCCGAAGAAGUGGUCAAAGGAGCAGCGGUUUGAGGCAGUGGAAAAAGUGGCCGGGGAGAGGCUCGAGGCCGGAAGGGCGCUCCGUCAAGAGAGCGAGGCCUUGUAAGGUGGGCCGCACAUGGUCCACGUGUAAGGAGCAGGUCGCAGAGCUGGUUUUUCUUGAGAGGGCGGAGACCGUCGCUGUGCUCUUUGAUCAGCAAGCCUCAGACAACCAGGCAGAAGCCGCAGAGCAGGUAGCGGAGGCCGAAGACGGGGCCAUGGCACCCCAGGAAGCUUCGGUCUUCGAGGAUCUCAGGUUCCGUAUGCUGUUGAUCCAAAAGGGGGGCAGCAACAUGAAGGAGACCGACUGCUACAGCGAGAGGAGCACACAAGAACUUCUGAACGACAUGGACAAGGUAGAACCGAUCAGUGCCUCAGUGCCAUCUGGAGCUUCCCAAGAGCUGUGGACACAAUCUGCAGCAGCGACUUACAAUAGACGGGAGCCCAAUCUGGUGAGGCAAGACAAGCGCACGGGCCCAUCCGAAAAAAGAGGCAUGACAAAUGGUGAGCCAAAAGACUUUCGUUUGUUGUGCACGCAGUGA